This is a messenger RNA of Suillus fuscotomentosus, 579 nucleotides long. RefSeq lists its product as uncharacterized. The transcript has 4 exons. Gene Ontology annotation, molecular function: DNA binding. The record is from RefSeq and is a predicted model, not a curated record. Bases 214 to 408 code for a protein of 64 amino acids. Lineage: Eukaryota; Fungi; Basidiomycota; Agaricomycetes; Boletales; Suillaceae.
CUCAAUUGUGAGUGGAAGUUCCUCAGAAGCCUUAUCAGAUACUCUUCUCGGCAGGGACAGCCAAGUAUCCCUGAUACGGUGUCCUAUUUACGGUCCAUGAUGAUGAUCAGUUGACCUGUCAAGCUGUCACUGUGACAUAUAUAAACUGAUCAAACGGGUCAGGGACUCUUAUCCUCCAACUUGCAUCUAAUCAUCAUCCUCUACUCAUUCACCAUGCCCGUAUGCAAUGCCUUCUCCAGCGCUCUCGCCAAAAAGGGCAUGAACGCACAGCAGCUCGCUAUCGCAACUCAGAGCGACCAAGGCCGCAUAUCCCAGAUUUGCGCGGGCACCGUGACCCCCACGAGCGCGGAAUACAGCAAGAUUGCAUCUGCGUUGGGCUUGAGCAGCGUCCCUGCUAGUCACCCUUAGCUUUGAACCUUUUUUACUCGAGUGAAUAUGUAGUCUAUGUAUCAAUAACCUAUGGAAUGAUAUGCUGGACGAGAUAAUGAUUGCGAUACGACGAGCACGGCGACUUGAUGUCCUAAUCGAGCACAGCCUACCCUAUCAGAUUCGUAUCAAAGAUAGAAGCGGACUUGCGAC